UUUGUUGUACGACAUGGUGGGUCUAUCUCCAACACCUCCUUUAGACGAUAUUUAUAUGAAAUCGAAAAGUUGUGCUGCAAAAAUUCUGAUAUUUUGGUGGUUUGUUUUUAAAUUUUCCUCUAUUUAACCCACAAAGUGAUUGCACUGUAGCGUUACAAUAUUUAGGUCUGUCUAGGGCGUGCGCACUGAUGAAUCUAUAGAUCGAAAAGGCGCUUAAGUCAGGGGCGCACCCGUUAGUUGUUUAGUACAGCAUCCGACCCUGUGGCCAGCACACUGCACAGGUCGCUAUCGAUUUGCGCCCAAGACCGCCGACCGAAUGUCGAGCGUCCAUUAUUUGCUGAUAUUUCUUUUGGGCAGCUGCUUAUGCAAUCCAGAUGCAAAGCGGCUGUACGACGAUUUACUAAGCAACUACAACCGACUUAUUAGGCCAGUGAGCAAUAACACUGAUACUGUUUUGGUCAAACUAGGCCUAAGAUUGUCUCAGCUCAUCGAGUUGAAUCUUAAAGAUCAGAUUUUGACUACAAAUGUUUGGUUAGAACAUGAGUGGGAAGAUCAUAAAUUUCAAUGGGAACCUUUGGAAUAUGGAGGUGUUCAAGAACUAUAUGUGCCAUCUGAACAUAUUUGGAUACCAGAUAUAGUACUUUACAACAAUGCUGAUGGCGAAUAUGUGAUCACUACUAUGACAAAAGCUGUACUUCAUCACUCUGGUAGGGUCAUGUGGACGCCUCCUGCGAUUUUCAAGUCAUCGUGUGAAAUUGAUGUACGAUAUUUUCCUUUCGAUCAACAAACGUGUUUUAUGAAGUUUGGAUCGUGGACGUACGAUGGCAAUCAGAUAAAUUUGCAACAUAUAAGUCAAAUGCAAGGAUCUAAUAAAGUAGAUUUAGGAAUUGAUCUCAAGGCCUACUAUCCCAGCGUAGAAUGGGAUAUUCUUAGUGUACCAGCUGAGAGGCAUGAAAGAUAUUAUCCAUGUUGUGUUGAACCAUAUGUUGAUAUAUUUUUUAACAUAACGUUAAGACGUAGAACAUUAUUUUACACAGUCAAUUUAAUUGUACCUUGUGUUGGUAUAUCUUAUUUAUCAGUUCUUGUAUUCUAUUUACCUGCUGAUUCUAAAGAGAAGAUAUCUCUGUGCAUUACUAUACUCUUAUCACAAACUAUGUUUUUUUUGCUAAUUUCUGAAAUUAUUCCAUCAACUUCUUUGGCAUUACCACUACUUGGGAAAUAUCUUUUAUUCACCAUGUUGUUAGUUGCCUUGUGUGUGGUUGUUACUAUAAUCAUCAUUAAUAUUCAUUAUAGACAACCAAGUACCCAUAAAAUUCCAUCGUGGAUGCGUACAGUUUUUAUUAGAGCUCUUCCAAAAUUACUUCUAAUGAGAGUACCAGAACAAUUGCUUGUAGAUUCAGCUCUUAAACAAAAACAAAUGAAAACUUGUAAAAAGUUAAAUCUUAAUUUGGCUAGAUUAAACGCGGCUAGUGUUGGGGCUACUUUGAACGUACCACCAGUUCCAAUCCCUUCACCUCCAAUAGGUCGACGAUCACCUACAGACUCUUUACGUAGGUUCAUGGCUACAACUGGUCGCACAGGGUGCAACGGAACUGCAGCCGCGGGUGCUGCUAGUAGGUUAGUUAAUGCAGCAGUGUCUUCAAUAGAUGAUACAUUUAACGAUAUUCCAACCGCAAUUAGAAAAAAAUAUCCAUUUGAGUUAGAAAAAGCAAUACACAACGUUAAGUUUAUUCAACAUCAUUUACAGCGUCAAGAUGAGUACAACACGGAAGAUCAAGACUGGGGAUUUGUAGCCAUGGUACUAGAUCGAUUAUUUUUGUGGAUAUUUACAGUAGCUUCCAUAAUGGGUACUGUUAUGAUAUUAUGUGAAGCUCCAUCACUUUACGAUAACACAAAACCAAUAGAUAGGGAAAUUUCGUUUAUUGCCAAAAAACAAUUCUUCCCAACCUCUGAUUAGUGUCUGCUUUUAAAUUGCAGACUAUUAUGAUUUUUAAGUGAAAAAUGUUGGAAUACUUUUGGAAAUCACAUAAAAACUAAACACUCCGUUUCAAACUUAAAGUACCUAAUAAAAUAAAUCGUAUUAGAAACGACAUUUAUUUUUGGUUAUUUUCAUAUAUUAGGUAUUUAAUGACAUUUGACGGAAACCAUUUUUAUAUAUUGAAGUCACCUCUGUUUUUAUUUAAUGGCUAAGUAGUUGAUUAACUAAUAUUUAUUACCGAGAAAACGGAUUUACCAAUAAACAAUUGACUCUUUUGUAUUAAUAACGAUUUAAUUAAAUUUAUUAUUACUGCCAUUGACUUAGAUUAAAGGUUUAUUUAUUUUUAGAUAAAAUAAAAUUGUUCAGGCAAAUUUCCUAAAAAGAAAAAAUUAGUUAAGUAGUUACACAAUAUUACAAAAUUAUCAUUUGAAUUUAUACAUAUACUAUUAUUGUUUUAUUGUUCUAUUAUUGGAAAAAUAACAUUUAAAAUUUGAUAUUAUUAUUCAAUUAUAGUUUUUUAAUAUACCUGUUAUUUAAAAAUUUUUACUGAAAAAUAAAAACCCUUUGUAUAAAAAAAGUUUCAUAGUUAAAUAAUGUUUACAAGUAAAUGUAUUAACAUCGGGUUUACAGCUAAAUGGGUUUCAAUAAACAGAGUAAUCACAACUCACUUAAUUACUUACAAAAUAAAAAUAAUUUCGGAAAUAUUAUUUUUUAUUAAAAAUGUACAUUAAUUCAAAAAUUGAGAACUAUAUUUAACUAAAAAAGUAAAAAAAAAUUCCCAAAUUAUUUUUAUUUUAUAAAUGAUAGAGUUAAAUAAACGGACCACUUGGAAUACUUAUUGUAUUUCUGGGCAAUGUAACUGGUUAAGACGUUUCACAACGUUGUUAUAAAUAUAAAGUAAUUAUUUUUUCUCGGGGUAUAUUUACAUUUUUCAUACAACAAAAAGCAUUGGAUAAUUUUAGAUAAUUUAGAGAAUAAAAGAUAUAUUUGUUAUAUUGUUCUUAAAAAAAAAAUGUAUUAGUAGGUAAAAAUAUAUUAACAUGCAAAAUGACUUUUUAAUCUCCUUAUAAUCAGUUUGGGUUGACACGUGAGUAUUACAUAAAUUACUUCCAACAAAGGUUUUUAAAAGUAUCUUUAAUUUACAUCAAUAACUUAUUUAACAAUUAUUGAAAAUUCAUAGAUCUUUGUUUAUUAUUUUAAUGAAUUAAUUUUUAUAUUCGUUCAACAUUAUUAAUUAAUAAUAAUAAUUAUAAUAUUUGUGUUUUUUUAAUUAUUUAUAAUCCAACUAUGAUAAUUAUGUUAAUAACUCAUUAUAAAUCAACUGUGUUGAAAUUUUAUUUCCUAAAUUAUGGCGAAUUCAAAUAAAACAUUUUGUGAGUGCGUAUUUCACUUAAACAUUGUUUUUACAAUUUUAACAUUUUUCAUUAACUUAAAUGUUGUUAACCAUUAAAAAUAUUUAUUUGUCAUUAUUAUUAUCAUUAUACCAAUAUAGUAAUAUCAAAAUUACUGAGCUAUUACUUUUAAUAUCUGAAACAAUGGAAUAUUAUUUUUUAUAGUUUAUUUUUAAUGUUAUGCAUGCGGACAAUCUAUAUUGUUUGAUUGUUGUUUAUGUUUUAUACAGUGGAAUACUUUUAAGCAUGUACAUCAGCGUGUAUAUAAUACAUAGAAUUAAAUCACUUCUAAAAUGAGUCUAUUAUACGAUUUGCAAAAACUUAGCUUAAUUAAUGACUAUAAAAUCAAUUUGUAUAAAACUAGUUAAUCACAUAUUAAGGUCAGUUACGGCCCGAGUAAAUAUUCGAUCAAUGCCAGUCAAACAAACCUACUUAUCAUAAAAAUUGCUUUAUAAUAGCACUUCUGUAACCACACACCAAAUUAUAUUUACGCAAACCACAAUUAUGUAAAUACAUCAAGAUCGUUGAACGCUUAACUUCAUUUAUUUUCGCAUUGUUAAAUAACGCUUUUAAUUUUACAUUUUAGCAGUAUUAUCAAAAAUCAAUCAUAGAUAAAAUGUAAUUCCAAUAUAAAUUCAUUUGUUCUUAUGAUACAUACAGGUAUUUAAAAAAAAUUUGUUUUUAAAUGUUUAAUUUAAAAAUUAUUCUAAAGAAAAAUAAAUCUCGAGAUAUUUGACAACAGCAAUUUAAUAUAAUUUUUGUUAUACUACUAAAAUAGGUUUUAUAAAUUAUACUUUAAUGUACAUAUACUUAAUAGAUUUACUUUGUUAUGUAUAAAAUGUAUUGAACAUAAGGAUAAGUUAUGUACAAAAUAAUUUUUGUUGUUA
Messenger RNA from Daktulosphaira vitifoliae (grape phylloxera), 4256 nucleotides. RefSeq names its product acetylcholine receptor subunit alpha-L1 (gene nAChRalpha2). The record is from RefSeq and is a predicted model, not a curated record. Gene Ontology annotation, cellular component: postsynaptic membrane; neuron projection; synapse. The transcript has 8 exons. Gene Ontology annotation, molecular function: acetylcholine-gated monoatomic cation-selective channel activity; transmembrane signaling receptor activity. Lineage: Eukaryota; Metazoa; Arthropoda; Insecta; Hemiptera; Phylloxeridae. Gene Ontology annotation, biological process: signal transduction; chemical synaptic transmission; monoatomic ion transmembrane transport. Bases 317 to 1957 code for a protein of 546 amino acids.